Molecule: messenger RNA, 1693 nt
Organism: Pygocentrus nattereri (red-bellied piranha)
Lineage: Eukaryota; Metazoa; Chordata; Actinopteri; Characiformes; Serrasalmidae
Exons: 11
Coding region: 106-1008 (300 amino acids)
Source: RefSeq, a predicted model, not a curated record
AACAGGAGGAAAUGUUUUGCAUGCUCUCAUGGUCUGGGCUUUUCCUGUCUUUGUUUUAUUAGAAACUGUCUUCGACUAGUUUCUGUUACUUGCUAUCCGAGCGUGAUGGAGCGUAUUGGGUUGUUUUGUCUCCUGUUGGGUGGAAGCGUACACAUGAUCAUCAGCGAGACUCUACAUCAGACUGAGAAAGAGGGAAACACCAUCGUCCUUCGCUGCGGAAACCUAACUAACGGUAAAGUGACGUGGAGCAGAGACACCGACGGACAGAGCGUGGACAUUCUGACCACUCAUAACGGACAGACGACCAAACACAUCGCUGAUCCAGACAAACAUUACAACUCAAGGAAUGAUCUAGUGCUGAUAAUAUACGGAGUCUCUCAGUCAGACGCUGGUAGAUACAACUGCAGUGGAGCUACAGUGGAGCUCAGUGUGACAUCAGGAAAAGGCCCUAAAACGACAAACACAACAGCACUGGAAUCUGAAACAACAACCGAAGAUCCAUCUGGAAGAACAACUGAAGAUCUGCAGAAUUUCCUGAUCACAGUAGCAGUGAGCUGCCUCGUUGCUGUGGCGCUGGUUCUGUACUUGUGGAGAUGUUUCUACAAAAGGAAAGCCGCGUACAUUGUCUCACAAAAUCAGGACGGCCUCUAUGACUCUACUGAAAACACCAUCCCAACCACACAACCUGCCAGGACAAAGGAACCCAUCUACUACCUGGCAACUGAUCCAGGAGCCCAGAUCACAGGUGGUUCUGAAACCAAGCAUGGACAAAAUGAAGAUCUGAAAAAUGACCCCGGCAGUCGUGUUCUGCAGAGCUGCCUGAUCAUAAUAGCAGCUGCCUGGUGUCUGUCGUGCUGGUUCUGUACUCAUGGAGAUGUUUUUACAAAACAAAGGCUGAAAAUGCUGUUUCACAAAAUCAGGAGCACCUCUAUGAGUCUAUUGAUAGCAGCAUGCCAACCAAACAACCUGGUAACCAGCAGUGUGUAUAUGAGAACAUGGGUCCCCUGAACAUCCACCUAUUACCUGAAGGAAAGAGUUGAGCAGCUAUAUGCUGAUAUCAAGAAGCGCACAAAACAAACCCUGGACUUUCACUUCAUUACUUUCACUUCAUUAUAAUGACCUCUGGUUUUUAUUAUAUUGUUCUGUUGUCUAACUGGCUGUGACUUUCAGAGUUAUUACACAGACUACAGAGUUGUGUAAAAUGAAAGAAACAAUCUGAUUCACGGUGCUCAAAGUUCUCUUCUGCAUCAGUAAAUUAAUUUGUAUGCAAAAUUAAGUUCCCUCCUACAUUAACAUUCAGGAUGUCUUCCUUUUACUUCUGUUUUAAUUCACUGUUAUUUUGCAUUAGAUGUUGUUUGUGUUCAUAAACACUAAACCUGACUCACCUCAUCAGCUAAUUUCUAAUAGAAUCAAGUGAAAACUUUAGUCAUAUGCAUAAACUAUAGACUUCUACAAUGUUUUAGUGUAUAUAAGGGUUUUAUUGUAUUAAAACUAAAAAUAAUGAAUGGUAAGUUAUUAAAAAGGUAUUUUUUUCCUCAAUGUUUUAAAUUCAAAUGUUUUAAAUGCUGUUCAUUAUAUUUAGUUGUUUGCACCCAAACCCAAGUGCCCCUGACCUGGGACAGCUCAUUAGAUUUUGAUCCUGGUAAACUUUCUCUUUUUUCUUUAUUAUAUUGUUGUUGUGUUACUUGCUGUU